This is a messenger RNA of Lampris incognitus (smalleye Pacific opah), 3296 nucleotides long. It is a transcript of the gene spry1, whose product is annotated as sprouty homolog 1, antagonist of FGF signaling (Drosophila). The record is from RefSeq and is a predicted model, not a curated record. Gene Ontology annotation, biological process: negative regulation of Ras protein signal transduction; animal organ development; multicellular organism development. The coding region runs from base 1192 to 2295 and encodes 367 amino acids. Gene Ontology annotation, cellular component: cytosol; membrane. The transcript has 2 exons. Lineage: Eukaryota; Metazoa; Chordata; Actinopteri; Lampriformes; Lampridae.
AACGGGAUUUCCUUUCGACACAACCGUCGCUGCUGGGAGCGCGUGCACGUCGGGAGAUUUAUUUAAAAAAAAAAAUUAUUUGACUCCAUUUUUUUCAAUUUAUUUUCACGCAGCAAGUUUUAUUUUAUUUUAUUUAUUUUGGACGAGCGGACCCAGAACGUCCACCCACACACAUGCAUCCGGGGUCUUUACAUGAAGACGGUUUAGGUUGAGGAGAGCGAGGCCCCGCUUCUCUUCCUUAUUUAUUUAUUUUCUUCUUCUGCGGUCCCGUGCAGCCGUCGGUCUUUCCCAGCGGACCGGAAACCGGCUUUCCUGUGUCGAGCUCGUGGUACCAAAAAGAAAAAAAAAAGAAAAAGAAAAGUUCCACCUUAAGUCGUGCACGCGUCUGCGUCGGGCCGGCCUUCCACAUCUGCCCAAUGGAUCCGGAGCGGAUGCGCCGUAUCCUCUUUCAGCGCAGCCGGCGGCCAAUGGGAGUCGUCUUGCGGAGCAAACAGUGACUCCUGCGCUCCCAUUCAUUCAGAGACCGGACGGCGUCGGAGAGGAGCACGGCCCGCCGCCCGCCAGCAGCCCAGUCCGCCACAGCUCGUCCCGCAGAGGGCAAAACUGCUGGAUGUUACGGUCCGCGUCUGUAGUCCCGGUCCGCGCCUCUGUAGUCCCGGUCCGCCUCUGCAGCCACGCGUUUACCCACGCGUUCUUUUUCUUCUUCUUCGUUGUUGUUGUUUUGUUGCGAUCGUCUUCUUCUUCUUCGGCGCUCCGCGGGACUAACGAGCAGUGUUCGCCUGCGUGAGGCAGCUCGGCCUCCCAAGUGCGCAGCAGCCCCGUGUCGCUGUUCGAACGCUUGGCUGCGCCGCUUUUCCAUCUUCGUGGAUUUACUAAAAAAAAACAAAAACAACAAAAAAACACUUUUUUUUUGGGACGGAUGCGAGUUUACCCCCCGACCUGAACCUUCACGCGGAGGGACUUACGGGGAGGAUAGCGCUCGGGACCUGGAUUUUACAGCCGCCCCGUGCGCGUGUGUGCGUGCGGCCCCAUGCUGCGCGCUACAUAGUCUGCGGGUUUGGACGUCUCGCUUCCUGUGGAUGGAGUUUCCCCGUCUGCCGGUUGAUGGAUUCGACGCUGUGGAUGGUCGUGAAGAGAUUUUCCGAUGCAUGCCAAGUCCACGGUGAAUGUUGGAAGUGGUGAUCCCCCCAGAUGGAGCUCCAAACUCAGCAUGGCCCCGGCGGUUCAUUAGUGGUGAUCCAGCAGCCGUCCCUGGAGGGCCGGCAGAGGUCCGAUUACGAGCGGGAGCUCCACCAUGCCGCCAUCCUCUCUCUGGACCAAAUCAAGGUCAUCCGCUCCAGCAACGAGUACACCGAGGGCCCCUCGGUGGUCCGGAGGCCCCCUGCGCCUCGCAUGGCCCCCAGGCCCCAGGACAAGCAGGAGAGGACUCACGAGGUCAUCCUUGUCAAUGUGAAUAACAACUACGAGCACCGGCCGUCGGGGCACCAUCACAACCACCACCACCAUCAUCAUAACGUGGUGGUGGUGGCCCCGGGACAGCAGUACGGCGGCGGGCCGCGGGCUCCGGGCCUCAGCCGGUCCACCAGCACCGGGAGCGCCGCCAGCUCGGGGAGCAACAGCAGCGCCUCCUCCGAGCAGGGACUCCUGGCCCGCUCGCCUCCCGCCAGGCCCGGCGUGACCCUGGCUCCGCACCACCACCGAGCGGAGCGGCCCGUCCAGACUCAACCGAAACCCAAGGGUCUUUCAAAGCCCACACAAACCCACCAGACAGACGCCCCGCUCAAACCGCCGGGCAAGGGGAAAACGGACUCGCCGGGCGGCGGCGGCAGCGUGGCGGCAGGCGGUGGCACCGCCGCCGCCGGGCACCAGUUCAUCUGCGAGCGCUGCGGGAAAUGCAAGUGCGGCGAGUGCACGGCGCCGCGGAGCCUGCCCUCCUGCCUGGCCUGCAACGGCCAGUGCCUCUGCUCGGCGGAGAGCGCCCUGGAGCACGGCACCUGCAUGUGCCUGGUCAAGGGCAUCUUCUACCACUGCUCCAACGACGACGAGGGGGACUCCUGCGCCGACCACCCCUGCUCGCUGUCGCGCUCGCACUGCUGCCCGCGCUUCCUGUGCAUGGGAUUAAUGUCGGUACUCUUCCCCUGCCUGCUGUGCUACCCGCCGGUCAAAGGCUGCCUGAAGGCCUGCCAGGGCUGCUACGACCGGGUCAACCGGCCCGGCUGCCGCUGUAAGAACUCCAACACUGUGUAUUGCAAACUGGAGAGCUGGGCGCCACAGACGCCGGAAAAACCCUCCUGAUCCCCUCCCCCCCCCCACCCCCACCCAUAUACCCCCCCACCCCCCCCAACGUGUGUGCGGGAGACUCUAAACGUGGAUCUGAGACGAAGACUAUAGCGGCGACGAUGAUGAUGAUGAUAAUAUUGAUAAGAGAUGUUCAUUCACAAAUUUUUUGUGUCAGAUGUUCAAAGUAAGCACCUCCCACCACCCCACCACCCCCACUUCUCCCCCCACCCCCUCCCUGUGACGUCCCGCCCGAGGAGUCCAGUUCAAGGAGUAUCAAAAACCACUCAUUUCCUUUUUUGUUUUCGUUUUGUUUUUGGGAUCAGGACCGUGUUCUUACAGACCAGUGUUUUGCCUUUACUGUUCCUGCGCCUCCUCGCAGCUCCUCUCUCGUUGUGUUUCUCUUUGUUUGGGUUUUUUUUUUUUUCCCACCACAUACGAACAGUUUUCCUCCAUGUGGACGGACGGGUCUCCCCACGCGGACCCGUCCGUCUCUCCAAAAUCUGUGAAGGACGCUCCACCACAGGGCCGUCAUGUAGCUGUUGCAGGUAUUGAUAAGCGAUCAGGGGUUUUCCAGCGGAAGCACAUCCAUCUCCUAGUAUUCCCCUCCUCCCCCUCCUCCUCCUCCUCCUCCUCCUCCACGUGGAUUCGUUUCUCACGCUCCGACCAUCUGAACUCUUCAUCCAAUCCGCUCUCUGUGACUUUUCCCCACUUCUGGUUUUGUUUUUUUUUGUUUUUUUUUUGUGUAAAUUGUUUGUUCAAAUCCAUAAGAGGAAUUCUGGCUAUUUUUUAAAAGAAAAAAAAAUGUUUUUUUUUAAACAUUUUUUUGUAAAAAAAAAAAAAAUAUUUAUUAUGUGAAGCUCUAUUAUUUUAUGAUAUUUAUUGCAAAAGACAGUCUUAAAUUUACUCAUGUCUGAAUAUAACAGAAUAUCAAAUACUUACUGAAAAAUUAAAGGGUGGCACAAAAGAAAAACUAUGUUAACUUUAAUGCAGAAAAUAUAUUAAUUAAUGAAAAAAUA